AUGGACCACCCAUCCAUGCCUGACACACAGGUGGUGGUCAUCCCCAAGACUGCGGACCUCCAAAGUGUCCUCAGUGCCCUUACUGCCAAAGGCAAGGAAUGUGGCCCUCAGGGACCCAAUAAAUUCAUCUUGCUGAGCGGUGGAAGUGGGAGUUUAGAGGACUGGCCAGAGACACUCUGCAUGCCUGCCUUGGGAGUUGGGGACAGUUCAUGUGGAAACCCUCUGGCUCUCAACACAAAGCCGGAGGGAGGAGUUCCUCAGAGAGAUGAAACGGACUGCCUGGUGGAUGCCAAGCCCCUGAGCACAAUGAAACCUUUAAACAAGGAGCUGGACUGCAGCCCUCUGGAUGACAGUCUGACUAACAUUCAGUGGCUGGGAGGGAUGAGCACAGACGGUCUGGCAGCCGACCCUGGGAAGAAAGAUCCCAAUAAGGAGAACCAGGAGUCCUGCCCACAGCUUCUCCAGCCACCCAAAGGAUGUGGAGAGGGGCUGUGCAACGUUAAAGACCCUCAGUCUGAGAGACCUCCGUACUCCUACAUGGCUAUGAUCCAGUUUGCCAUCAACAGCAAGAAGAACAGGAGGAUGACCCUGAAGGAGAUUUACACCUGGAUCGAGGACCACUUUUCUUACUUCAGAAAUGUGGCCAAGCCAGGCUGGAAGAAUUCCAUCCGUCACAACCUCUCCUUGCAUGACAUGUUCAUCCGUGAGACUUCUCAUGACGGCAAGAUCUCCUACUGGACGAUUCGCCCCGAGGCCAACCGCUGCCUGACCCUUGAUCAGGUCUACAAGCCUGUGGUGGACCCAGCAGCCCCCCCUUCUCCACAGACUCUGCAGGUCUGUGAGCAACAAGUAAGGCUGCCCUUCACCCCCUCACUUCCGCCACAAUCAUACCCACUGAAGCGAGCUAUUCCUGAACUGAGGAAAGCGCCAGCUGCAAGCACCACGGUUUCAGAGAGGAAGAUGAAGCCUCUUCUACCACGCACUGACUCCUACCUGGUCCCCAUCCAGCUUCCCCUCGCCCCCUCCCUCUUCCUGCCCUCUGCACAGCUUCCUCUAGCUGCGCCACAACAGAACUGUAGUUCUUCAACUGCCAGCAUCCACGGAGGGGGAAAGAAGGUUCGGAUUGCGCCGAAGGUAAAGUCCGGUGUUCUACAGCAUGCCCCACCCCAAGUGGAUGUGUUGAAAGAAGAAUCGCUCGAUGUUGCCGUGACCCACGAAGCCCCAGAGGCCCAGCCUCCCCACAGCAGGAAGGAAGCCAGUAGCUCGCGCCGUAAGCAGCGUCUGGUCCUACCCUCCAGCGAGGAGCCCGUUCUUCUCUUCCCCGACAGCACCUUCUUCGAUUCGGGUCUGGCCUCUGACCUCUCCACCUUCCAGGACACGCGAGAGGCCGAGCCCGAACCCAAGCCAGAGUCUGACAGCCCAGAGAGGGGACAUGCCUUCAAGACUCCCAUUAAAGGCAGCCACCCUGCCUCUUCCACACCCAGCAAGCCCCCUGACACACUGCCAGAGCCCUGGAGGUUGACGCCCCUGAGCAAAGAGGGCCACAGCGUGCUGGACUUCAGCCCCAUCCGCACGCCCCGUGGCACCACCCACACCCCCCAGCGUCACAACCACACCCCCUUCAGCUUCAGCAGCACGCCGUUCAAGGAACUGCCUCUCUUCAGCUCCCCCCGUGAGCUCCUGACCUCCUCCCGCUCCCCUCCUGCCCAAACCUCCCCAGGGCCCGAACGCCUCGGGUCCUGCUCCCGGGAGCUGCAGGUCGGGGGCGCUACCAUGGCCAACCGCUCCCUCACUGAGGGUCUUAUCCUGGAUACCAUGAACGACAGUCUGAGUAAGAUUCUGGUGGACAUCAGCUUUUCAGGGCUGGAUGACGAAGAGUUGGCCAUGGGCAACAUCAGCUGGUCACAGCUCAUCCCAGAACUCAAGUGA
This is a messenger RNA of Megalops cyprinoides (Indo-Pacific tarpon), 1929 nucleotides long. RefSeq names its product forkhead box M1 (gene foxm1). The transcript has 8 exons. The record is from RefSeq and is a predicted model, not a curated record. NCBI's taxonomy places the organism in Eukaryota, Metazoa, Chordata, Actinopteri, Elopiformes, Megalopidae. Gene Ontology annotation, biological process: G2/M transition of mitotic cell cycle; regulation of DNA-templated transcription. Bases 1 to 1929 code for a protein of 642 amino acids. Gene Ontology annotation, molecular function: sequence-specific DNA binding; DNA-binding transcription factor activity.